GUUUGCACUCAUUCAUAUGCGUUGUGAACGCUGCCAUUGCUUUUCUUCGUAAAUAGGACUCUUUUCCUAAGUUUGCUGCUAUAAUACGACGCUGAAAAAUUGAAAGCAACUACGUUCACAUCUUCUUCGUUUACAUGAUGCGUCGGCGGCAUGCACGCGGCGGGGGGAGUUAGGGGUUGCUGGAGGAUGCGCAAGCGAAGAGUGAUCGUCUGCUCUGUCGUCUGCUGCCUCCCCGCCCUCUUCCUGCUCUACCUUGCCUCCUCGGACGAAGAGAUGGGGGCCGACAACUUCCUAGGCUUCACCCGACGGGAGGCAAAGUUGGCAGAGAGGGUCCGGGAAGUUGAAGAACAGAAUCAGCUGCUUAGGAGACAACUCAGUAUUUCCCAGAAUCACUUGCUCAGCGUGAUGUCCGAUGUCCAGCAGAAUGAUUCCCAGACGUCUGGUCCGAGAGAGGAGUCCGUCAUGAGCCAAAAAUCCAUCAUCUGUGCCCACCAGGAACCAGAGGUGCCCAAGUGUGAAGUGAUCCACAUCGCGAUCGUCUGCGCUGGCUACAAUUCGAGCCGUUCCGUCGUCACCCUCAUCAAGAGCAUUUUGUUCUACCGCAAGAAUCCUUUGCAUUUCCAUUUUGUCGCUGAUUCUGUGGCUCAGCUCAUUCUGCAGACCCUCGUGUCUUCUUGGAAUGUACCUGGAGUGGAUGUGAGUUUUUAUUUAGCUGACAAUCUGCAGACCGAAGUUUCGUGGAUUCCCAACAAGCAUUAUUCAGGAGUUUAUGGUCUUAUGAAACUAGUCCUUCCAAGGGCACUGCCAGAUGCAUUAGAAAAAGUUAUUGUUUUAGAUACAGAUGUUACAUUUGCUACAGAUAUUGCUGAAUUAUGGAGAAUUUUUCGGAAGUUAUCAUCCAAACAGGCAAUAGGACUUGUUGAAAAUCAAAGUGAUUGGUAUUUAGGAAAAUUAUGGAAGAACCAUCGACCGUGGCCUGCAUUGGGCCGUGGUUUCAACACUGGGGUCAUUCUGCUUCAUUUGAGAAAACUGAGGGAGUAUUCUUGGAUGCAAAUGUGGCGACUCAUUGCAGAGAAGGAACUGCUCAGCAUGCUGUCUACUUCCUUGGCUGAUCAAGAUAUCUUCAAUGCUGUACUUAAGCAGCAUCCCUACCUCAUAUAUAAACUUCCUUGCCAAUGGAAUGUACAACUCAGUGAUAAUACACUCAGUGAGCUCUGUUAUACAGAAGUCCAAGAUUUAAAAGUUAUUCAUUGGAAUUCACCUAAGAAGUUAAAAGUGAAAAAUAAGCACGUUGAAUUUUUUAGAAAUUUGUAUUUGACUUUUCUAGAGUAUGAUGGAAAUUUAUUACGUAGAGAAUUGAUUGGCUGCAAUAACAGUAAAGUCACGCAUGUCCAAGAAGCGUUGAAUGCUAUAGAUGAAGAUGAUUCUUGUUAUGAGUUUAGAAGGGCUCGAGUGGUCAAGCAUCGCACACAUUUGUACUACAUUGAAUAUGAUUACGAGCCUUCUCCAGAGGGGAACGAUGUAACUUUGGUUGCUCAGUUAUCAAUGGAUCGUCUUCAAAUGGUGGAAGCUCUUUGCAAGCAUUGGGAAGGUCCAAUUAGUCUAGCUCUGUAUAUGUCGGAUUCAGAAGUGCAGCAGUUUUUGAGCUACACACUUACCUCAGAAAUUCUCAGCAGCAGGAAAAAUCUUGGAUAUCACAUUGUAUACCGAGAUGGGCCCUUCUACCCUGUGAAUCUACUGCGGAAUGUGGCUUUACAGCAGGUGACUACCCCAUUUGUUUUCCUGACAGACAUUGACUUCCUGCCCAUGUAUGGACUCUAUGAGUACCUUAAGAAGUCUGUUGCAUCUAUGGCUCUCGAGUCAUCAGCCAAGGCCCUCAUUGUUCCAGCCUUCGAGACGCAGAGAUAUCGUUUAACAUUCCCCAAAUCAAAAGCAGAACUCCUUUCCAUGCUGGACAUGGGAACACUUUUUACAUUUAGGUAUCAUGUAUGGACAAGAGGCCAUGCACCAACUAACUAUGCCAAAUGGAGAACUGCCACAACUCCUUAUCGUGUUCAGUGGGAGCUGGAUUUUGAGCCCUACAUUGUUGUACGUAGAGAUGUACCUGAAUAUGAUCGUAGAUUUGUGGGUUUUGGCUGGAACAAAGUCUCGCACAUUAUGGAGUUGUAUGCACAAGGGUACGAGUUUGUUGUGCUUCCAAAUGCUUUCAUUGUGCACAUGCCUCAUGCGCCCAGUUUUGACAUUGCCAAAUUUCGAUCAAGCUCUCAGUAUCGAAAGUGCUUAAAAGUUCUGAAGACUGAGUUUGUGAGAGACAUUUCUCGACGUUAUGGUAAACAGUUUUCGGCUGAGAAGAAAAAACUUGCUAGAUAACACAAAGACUAAAUUUUUAAAGUUCAUUUCUUAUUGAAAGACUUUUUACUGCAGUUGACUGUGUUGCAAAUCUUGCACUUGAACUGUGAUGCAAACCAAAUAUAAGUGCAA
Molecule: messenger RNA, 2481 nt
Organism: Uloborus diversus
Lineage: Eukaryota; Metazoa; Arthropoda; Arachnida; Araneae; Uloboridae
Product: xylosyl- and glucuronyltransferase LARGE1-like
Exons: 20
Coding region: 151-2370 (739 amino acids)
Biological process (GO): protein O-linked glycosylation via mannose
Molecular function (GO): xylosyltransferase activity; glucuronosyltransferase activity
Source: RefSeq, a predicted model, not a curated record